AAGAAGAAGAACCUAUUCAAUACGAAGAAUUAAUCCCACCUGAAAAUUUCAACAUGGUAUCAACAACUUUAAUUUUGGAAGAUUACCCUGAACAAAACAUGAAGUUCCUUGAAGCAAAUAACAUCAAAUUGUGUCAAUUUGGAAUUGCUGUUCCUGAAGACAAAAUAUGUGAUGCAUUAGCAGUUAUACUAGAUCGACGCAAUCAUCCAAUAUUGAUUCAUUGUAAUAAAGGAAAGCAUCGAACAGGCUGCCUUAUAGGAUGUCUUCGAAAAUUGCAAAGAUGGUCUCAUACAUCAAUCUUUGAUGAAUAUCGAAGAUUUUCACAUCCUAAAUCAAGGUCACUAGACCAACAGUUUAUUGAGUUAUUUGACACAUCUCAAGUUUGGAAAUUAGUGGAUAAAAGGUUUAUUCCAAAUUGGGAUGUUCUAGGUGAUCCAUUUUAA
This is a messenger RNA of Entrophospora candida, 443 nucleotides long. The record is from the annotation of a GenBank genome assembly. Lineage: Eukaryota; Fungi; Glomeromycota; Glomeromycetes; Entrophosporales; Entrophosporaceae.